CAAACUUCCCUUUCCUCUUCGAUCGUCUCAGAAAUAAUGGCACCUCCGGCGCCAACCUCUUCUUCCUCAAUGACGACGACGAGACUACGACGACGAAACCUCAAGGCCACAAGAACCCACAACCUCAAGAAGAAGAACCAGAACCUUCCUCUUCCUCCAGAAAUCUCCAAAAUUCCAGACGUGUCCUCAGAAGAUUCUCCUCCUUCUCCUUCUCCGUCUUCUUUGUCGUCGUCGUCUUCAGAGAUAAUUACUACGGACGAACCUCGUCCUUCUGCUUCUUCUUCAUGCUGCUCCACUCCGAAAGGCCGGAAGUUUCGAAUACCGGAGAUUGCCACUUGUCCUCCGGCACCGAAGAAGAAGAAGCCAUCUUCGCUGUUUUCCGGUACUUGCUCACGUCGGAGGUCUCCCAUCUCCUUCUUCGCACCGCCAGACCUGGAGCUCUUCUUCUUCCUCGCUCUUCCUGAUAAUAUCUCGGUUUGAUUUCAACUUUGAUUAAUUAGUUCCAGAGUUGAUACACUUUAGGGUUAGAUAGUUUGGUUAUAUAUGAUAGCGAUCGCGAUCGCGAUUGUCACUCGCUUCAGAAGACGGCGCUUUUGAAGUGUUUCUUCUAAACUGGUCUCUAAUUAAUUAAUUACCCCCAGCAAACGAUGAGAGGUGUGUUAAUUAAUUAAUGCUUGAGAGUUUUUUUUGGAGUGGUUAAUUGGUCUUACUUAGGGAAUUAUUAACGGCAAUGGUCUUGAGAUUUUAGUUAUCUGCAUAAUCUUCUUAAUUUAGCUGGGAAUGGCUAAAUUUAGGUUUUUUCUUUCUUUUUUUCUUUUUUUUGCUCUCCUACAGAAAAGAUGUAAUCUCCUGACAUUUGAAUUAAAGUGUGAUGAGUGCAGAUUAAUGUAAUGGUUUUGGUUUGUGUUAUGUGAAUCAUUAGAAUAUUCUCGGACUUUUUUAGUAUGAUUUAAGGAUUCAAUCCGAGGUUCGUGAAUUAUGGGUUUCAGUUUCCAUAUCUCUGCAAGCUUUUCAGUUUGUUUGUUUCAGUGAACAUGAGGAAAGGCAAAGUCGUACAUAUUCUUUCCUUUUUGUAUAUGCCCGCAAAGCAAAUUAAACCCUUCUUCGUUGUC
Molecule: messenger RNA, 1112 nt
Organism: Prosopis cineraria
Lineage: Eukaryota; Viridiplantae; Streptophyta; Magnoliopsida; Fabales; Fabaceae
Product: cyclin-dependent protein kinase inhibitor SMR9
Exons: 1
Coding region: 37-480 (147 amino acids)
Biological process (GO): regulation of DNA endoreduplication
Source: RefSeq, a predicted model, not a curated record